Molecule: messenger RNA, 3700 nt
Organism: Parasteatoda tepidariorum (common house spider)
Lineage: Eukaryota; Metazoa; Arthropoda; Arachnida; Araneae; Theridiidae
Molecular function (GO): protein-folding chaperone binding
Source: RefSeq, a predicted model, not a curated record
AGAAAAUAUUUCAAUGUGAAGGAUGCUAAAACCACUAAACCACAGACCACAAUAACAAAAUAAAAUUUGCAUUUACACCCAAGAAACGUCAAUAAUCUUUCUUUUAAGACCAUAACUACAUUUAAAUCCACUAUCAUCAUCUAGAUGCAUGUCGAAAAAACGAGAAAACAAGGGGGGACCUUGGUAAAAAUAUUUUACUUACUUUAUAAGGACCGGGGACCUUGAGUGGCACAUUUCUGGAUACCCCACGUGACUUCUACCUUCCCUUCCAUUGGCUCUUACCUACAAACAUGCUUGAACCUUAGGUAACUUGCAACCAGUCUCAUUCUAAAGUUUUUCUCGUAGUAGGAAAGUUUCAGAUUUAAAAAGUUUUAAGAAGUUUCUGAUUUUAUUUGCGAUAUGUACUGAGCAAAUGCUGUAUGGAAUAAACUGGAAUAAUUACGAACGUUUUUUGUGGAUUAUAUUAGAGUUUUCAUUGUGAAAAAGUAAAAAGAAAUAUAUUUUUUGGAUUGUGAUAUUUAUUUUUAGUUGAAAUGUUUUAUGAAACAGCUCAAACAGUUGGACCCGGAUGGCACCGUUCAUAUAAACCGUCCCAUUACGAAGAUAUGACGUGGUCACCAAACAGACACUUUCGGUCCCCUGGGUCAAGUCCUGAAACUUAUAGAAGAAUAAUUCGAAAUGAGGAUGAUUUUCCAAACAGAAACAAAGAUGCUGAGGAUGAAUUUUUCAAUGGUCGGAAAAGUCCUACUUUUCCUAGAAGAGUUUUUAAAGAAGUUUGGAAUGAGUCACCAACGACCCAUCGUUUCACUGAAAGACCCCGAAUGUUUAAACGAGUCUUCCGACCAGAUCGCUGGGAAGAUGAGUUUGACAGAGACAUUCCUCAUCUGCGUCGCGUAGAACGUGAGUUCGAUCGGAAUUUCGAUGGCGGUGGUCCUACCAGAAAGUUUGAUGAAGGCUUCGAAAAAAGGUUCAACUCUCGAGAUUUUAAGAAGAGCUUGGAUGACGAGUCACCUGAUGCCAAAGUACAUCAUAUACCUAUCAUGGUAGAACGCAGAAUGGAUGAUUUGAAAUCUCGUUUUGCGAAGAAUGAAAAAUCUUCUCCUUCGCAAGAGCGGAAUAAUGACGAAGAAUAUGCUGAGGAAUGGCAAGGGCCACAAGUGCAGCGCCUGAGGAAGAGCUUCGAGGAACCAGAAGACGAAUAUUCUUCUCGAUUUAACAAUUACAGAGUUCCUAAAUUUGACACUAACUCUAAACCUCGUCCAUACAUAAAUCCUUCAACAGAAACAUGGGAUCCUCAUGCAAUUCACACUCUCCCAACAAGAAAAUCCCAUAAAUCUUCACAAAGUUUUGACGAUUCUAGACAUCCAGUUCCUCCGAAAUCCGUCUUCAGAUCUUAUUCCGAAACACACGACGAUGCUCCCAGGCCACAGCAACAGCAACACUCAGCAGCAUUUCGUUCCCAUUCUGACGGACAUUGCCCUCAGCAGACUUACGUUACCAAAAUAAAUGUUAAUCUUCCCUCACAAAAUGAGAAUGAUGAGCAGUGCUCACCAAGUAGCCAAAGCAAAAAAGAGUUCGCCAAAUGUAAUGGUGAUUCCACUGGCCAUGCAGUGAAUGAUGAGGACACAUCAUCUAAAUCCAAAGGCAGAAACAAGUAUACCAAUCCAUCCAUGCAACAGAUUGCCGUUGUCUUGCAAAAUGUCGAAGAUCUGGUGACACGUGUUGAAAAUUACACAGGCACUGGCAGAGACAAACAUUACCGUUUCUUGGAUGAAAUGUUAACUAGAUGUAUGCUUCGUUUAGAUGACGUUGACACUGAAGGAAAAGAAGAUAUCCGCAAUGCUCGCAAAGCCGCUUUAAGGGAAGUUCAAAGUUGUAUCGACAGAUUAGAAGCCAAAGCUGAUGAAAGUGAGAGGCGUGCCCGAGAGAAGAAGGCUAUGGAAAAUGAAAAACCUGUCCAACAGAACAAGGCUAGUCCUAUUGAAAGUGAUAUUAAAAACAAAGAAAACCAAGCUGAUGAAAAGAAAGCCAUUCCUCUGCAAGCAAAAUCUGAUGAUGACGAACACAAUCCCAGUAAAGCAAUUCCUUUGCCAGAUGCUUCUAGUGAUGGUUCUCAAGUAAGCAGAGCUAUUCCUUUAAAAGAUAAGCCCACAGAGGCUGUAAAUAAUCAGCCAAAAUCGAAGGCUAUUCCUCUGGGUUAUACACCAACCAACAAUAAUCCCGACUCCGAUUCUCUUGAUAAACCAAAAACUGAUUUUCUUAAAAAUGAACAAACUAAGUUGUAACAUGACAAUUCUAACUUAACAGCUUAUGAAUUUAAAAUUUUUUAAUGAUUUUGGUGUGCAACAUAACACAAAUAAAAUACUUUUUUUGAAAUAAAUGUUAUUCUACACUAUGAUUUGAAGUUAAUAUAUUUCCUCUUUAAAAUUUUAUGUAACUACUCGCUGACUUUUAUUAAAAUAUUUAAACUGAAUUUAAUUUUUAUAUAAGAAGCAAGAUUUUUUUUUAAAUUAGGAAAUCUAUCUAUGAGAAUAUUUUAUUUGAUUUUUUUUACUUUAAUAAAGAAAAGUAAACUGGAAGAUUUUUAAUACAAUAUUUUUUUUAUCUUAUUUAACUACUACUGUUAUUGAUAGAAUAUAGGGUGAAUAAAAACUAUCUUCUACUUUGAUGCUCAUUAUCACCUAAAAUUAAUAUGAUAGAUAAGCCUUGUUGCUUAUACACAUGUACAUGCCCCAGCAAUAAAGUUUUUAAUUUAGAAGAAACAAUUUUUUCUCCUGUCUUAUAAGCGUCAAGGGAUAUGAGUUUGAGUUCACCAUUUUAUCGCGAUUCAGAGAAGGCAAGAAUUACAAUAAUCUUGUAAAUAUUCCGUCAGACAUCUUGAACUCUCGAAUUAUAUAAAAACUGCACAAAAAUGUGUCGCUAAGGCAUUCCCAAUAAAUUGAACUCAGCUAUCUAAUUUAUUUUAGGUGUUAAAACAGUCAAAGUGGAAAAAUUAAACGUUAUUUACCCUAUAUGAAUGAUAUGAAAAUGCAGAUAUUCCAUGGAAAAAUAUUAUUAAAAUCUAGUUAGAAGUUUUAAGAAGUAUAUAGGUUUAGCAAUACUGUGUCACUAUCUCCUGACGUCCAUACACGCAUUAUCUGGAAUAAUUGCGCAGGUCACGACAGAAACCUCAAAACUGCGCAUAUUCAGUUAUUCCAUAAGUGACGUGAGAAGUGAAACGCAACUACUGAAUGUCUCUAUUGCUUCAUAUGCAACUACUUAUUUCCAUUUCUCUUAACUUCGAUGUUAAAAUCAUAGCACAUAUGAAUAACAUUAAGGCUUAUUUCAGUUAUUCAAGCUAUGUGAUGAAACUACUUACUGUGUAUGUACAUACAUAUUUCUACUUAUGUUUUUAAACGUCUGGUACGUUUAUACUUUGUAAAUUAUUGCUGUAUUAUUUACAUUUAUAUUUCAGUUCUCAUUCCGUUCAUCAUCCUUUGAAUGAUUUUAGUUUGUUAAUCAUUAACUGCUUUAUAAACGCUUAAAAGUAGCAGUCUGUAUUUAAGAAAAAUUCGAAAAUUAAAUGACUAAUUGACUGAAAAAUUCAAUUAAGUGGAAAAAUCAACAAUAAUUUAGUGGAUUUUUUAUAUUAUAUUUUAUUAAAAAUAUUUCAUGAUGAACGGAAUUGUUAAUAAUAGCAUAAAUUUUGGUUUCUUUUUUU